Molecule: messenger RNA, 288 nt
Organism: Cooperia oncophora
Lineage: Eukaryota; Metazoa; Nematoda; Chromadorea; Rhabditida; Trichostrongylidae
Source: the annotation of a GenBank genome assembly
AUGGCAUUCUGCAUUCUCCCCUCGAUUGCACUCCUAUCUAUGCAGCUGUUUGGCUUCUCGCGUGGUGACAGUCCAGACGCUGCUUUGCCAUCGGAACCAGAUCUUAGUGGCAGAGUCAAGAAAACCUUUACUAUAGAAGAAUAUGAGGGCUGGUCAAUGUGGAUGGAAGAGGAAAUAGGAUACAAGGUAUUCGUUCAAAGAGCAACAUGGGAGCAGGCAGAACAAAUCUGUCAGGAACACUACGCACACUUGUCUUCCGUUAUGUCGGAAGAAGAAAAUAAUGUAAUA